AUGUCGCACGUUCACGCUACUCCUUCCAUUGCCUCCAUGUCGACGGCAGCUACUACUGUAAAUACUUCGGCGCCUCAUGAAGCGCUUGAAUUCAUCGACUUUUUAAAUGCUUCCCCUUCUCCUUUCCAUGCUGUGCAUGAAGCCGUCCAGCGUCUCGAAAAAGCCGGCUUUCAACGCUUAAGCGAACGAUCGGAUUGGACACUCAAGCGAGAAGGAAAGUACUACUUUACUCGAAACGGGUCUUCAGUGGUUGCCUUUGUCGUGGGCGGAGCUUACAAACCGGGCAAUGGAUUUUCAAUUGUCGGUGCACACACAGACUCUCCCUGUCUCAAAUUGAAACCGGUAUCGAAAAAGGAAAAUGCUGGUUAUCUUGAAGUAGGUGUGCAGUUGUAUGGUGGUGGCAUAUGGCACAGUUGGUUUGAUCGCGACCUCGGUAUUGCCGGUAGAGUGAUGGUACAGCAAGAAGAUGGUUCCUUUAAACAUACGCUUGUUCGCAUUCACAGACCAAUUCUUCGUGUGCCUACCUUGGCUAUUCACUUGGACGGGUCAGCCAAUGAAGCUUUCAAGUUCAACAAGGAGACCCAUCUAUUACCUAUCCUAGCUACCACAGUGAAAUCGUACGCUAUCUGUACCCCAAAGAUUGCAAAGGUACUUAAUGCGCCAAAACCUGGACACGGAGAGCACGCCGACCGUCAUCAUCCUUGUUUGAUUGAAGCGCUUGCCAAUGAGAUUGGCGUUCAACCUUCCUCUAUCCACGACUUUGACUUGAGUCUCUACGACAUCCAGCCUGCUACUUUGGGCGGUUUGUACAACGAGUUUAUCUUUUCUGCACGUUUGGAUAAUUUAGGCAUGUCUUAUUGUUCGCUGAUGGCGCUUAUUCGUUCAUCGAAUGACCUAUCACAAGAACCCAAUGUCCGUCUUGUCUCACUUUUUGACAAUGAAGAAGUGGGUAGCACCACCCUUAAUGGAGCGAAUUCCAACCUGUUACCGGCAACUUUGGAAAGAAUCGUCGCCACCGAUAUUGGCACGCGUAAAGGGAAAUCAAGUAAAUCCACCUUUGAACAAGCGGUCCAAAAAAGCUUGUUAGUGAGUGCUGAUAUGGCCCAUGCUGUUCAUCCUAACUAUACCGAAAAGUACGAAGAAAACCACCGUCCAGCCAUGCAUAAAGGAACAGUGAUCAAGAUCAAUGCAAAUCAGAAAUAUGCGACCACUGCCCCAACUAGUCUGAUAAUUCGUGAAAUUGCCCGUCGUCGUAAUAUUCCUAUUCAGGAAUUUGUUGUGCGCAACGAUUCGUCUUGCGGAUCGACCAUUGGACCCAUGCUCAGUGCCAAGCUCGGUUUGCGAACCAUCGACGUCGGCAACCCGCAGCUGAGUAUGCAUUCUAUCCGUGAAACCGGUGGUGUCGACGAUGUGAAAAACGGCAUCUCCCUUUUAGAGGCAUUCUUUGAAUUAUUCCCUUCGGUAGAUGAACAAGUUGUUGUGGAUUAA
Messenger RNA from Radiomyces spectabilis, 1488 nucleotides. Its product is annotated as peptidase M18. Gene Ontology annotation, molecular function: aminopeptidase activity; zinc ion binding. Gene Ontology annotation, biological process: proteolysis. The transcript has 13 exons. The record is from RefSeq and is a predicted model, not a curated record. The coding region runs from base 1 to 1488 and encodes 495 amino acids. Gene Ontology annotation, cellular component: fungal-type vacuole. Lineage: Eukaryota; Fungi; Mucoromycota; Mucoromycetes; Mucorales; Radiomycetaceae.